AUAUUUAUUGUUUAAACUGCUGGGUUUAAUAACAUUGCAGCUUCUGAAACUCCAUGCCUAUUAAGGAAUAUGAAUUAUUUUAUUAGGUGUCACUAAAUCAGCCAAGUAUCUUUUAUCACAUUUUUUAAAUAGAUGAGAUUGGUAUCAAUUGAUGUGAAUGAGCCAAUCCUGUCUGAACCCAUUCAAGAAAUAGGACGGUGAAAAAGGAGGCGGGAGUGUUGGAAUUCAAACCAAUCACCCUAAGCAUGUCUCUUCCGAUUGGAUAGGCAAGUAGGCCAUCAAGGCGGUGACGUAUUACCGCGGCCUUCCAAUGAAAAACUCCGAGGGAAGCUUCAAACGACGGGAACAAGAUGGCGGCGCCGUGUUGACUUCGUGGCUUUGGAAACUCUGGCUAUUGACCACCGACCGAGAUGAGUUCGCUACGGCGGGCCGGGACGCGCUAACGCGACCGCUGUCGCCCGCCUCACGGCCGCCUCAGCAUACCGACCGUCCUGCUCCGCCGCCUCCGGGAGGCGAUGUAAGACGCCGCUCUGCCCGCUGGGGAAGAAGUGCGCAUGCGUGGCCGCGACUGGCCGGCACAGGUGUGCCCCUCCCUUUCCCGCGGCCGCCCCCUAGCGGCGCCAUGAAGCACAGCGCUUUGCAGCUGGCUGCGAGGCUCUGUCGGGCUCUGCGGGGCCAGGACGACGCGAUGGUGGCUGCCCUGCUCUUGGAGGGAGCCGACCCCAACCUGGUCCUGCCGGAGGGAGUGGCCCCCAUGCACCUGGCUGCCGGCCUGGAGCAGCAGAACGGGAUACGUCGCCUUCGCCUUCUCCUUCAGCAUGGGGGAGACCCCAACGCCAGAUCUGCGGAAGGCCUCACCCCCCUACACGUUGCCGCCUCCUGGGGAUGCACCGCCUGCUUGAGGCUCCUGCUGACGGAGGGUGGCGACCCUCACCUCGAAGACCAGGAUGGGAACACCGCCUUCGACCUGGCUGUGGAACAGGGGAACGAAACAUGUGUCAACAUCCUGCAGGACGGAGGGUGGAACAGCGGCUUCCCUCAGCGGAGAGCAGAAAGCUUCCUGACCACCAUAAUGGAAGAUGCUGGGCAAGCUGGGCCGGGCAACUCUCUCUCUUAUCCAUCUGAUAGACUGUCACUGUCCUCCCUGAAGGAGGCUCGUCAGUACACGGGGCCACCUGGGACCUUCCCUCAGCCUGGGGGAGCUGCUCCAAACGGUGCCCCCGGGCCUUGCACCCAGGAUCGGUCGGCCUCUUCCUUUCUCACCGAGUGCUCCUGGCAGGGCGACACGAUUUUGGAUCUCUCUGAAUUGACCAUCCGGACAGCGGACUCCCCCGAUGCCUUCCUGCCCCCCAGAAAGCUAGCCUCCAGUUGUGCCGAUGUACAGACUUGCUGGGAUAGCCAGGUGGGGCGCUCUCCGUCGGACGCUGGUGUGAAGCAGUCUUGGGACAUCUGGGCCUCUGCAGAGGAAGGGUGUAGCUCACCCCCGGGCCCAGACACGACUCUGGGGGGUCCCCUCUCUUUAGUGGGCUCCGAGGCUCUCUCGUUCAGACCGGACAUGGUACGCGCUGCAGAAUCCCCACAGAAGACUCUUCCCUUUGCCAGCCUCCGGUCUAAGCCAGAAGCAGCCCGACUCCAUCCCCCACGGGAUGCCAACCCCUGUGGCCUUUCUCAGGUGUGUGUCUCCCUUGAUCCCGGCCUCUCGGUGAGGCUCCCAAGCCAGGAUGGGCUGGACGUCACCUGCCUUGAUCACCUGGCUGAGUCCACAGCCGUCUCAGACUUGGGAAAGACCGUGGCUGGCCCGGCCUCCGUCCUGGGGGUCAGCGGGACUCUGGACGGAUGCUUGGCGGGAGGAAGGUCUCUGGGCAGGUGCUCAGCCACCAGCACUGACCGGUAUCUUUCGUGCAUUAGUGAAUGUUACGCAAGUGCUGUGGAAGGGCCAGGAUACGGCUACCUUCAUGGGUGGGAAGGUGGGAAGGCUGCCCCUAGCGGCCCUGCAGGCGGCUGCAACACCAGCAAUGAAGGGUCGUGUUGUGGGCCUCCAGCCCGCAUGGGGAGGGGUCUCCAUGGCCAGAGGACUCUCCCCACCAGAGGGGCUGCCCGGAUCUUUCCCGGGAGUCAAGAUUUGGCUCUGCCCCACAGUAAGAGCACGUGGGAGGUUUCACAGAGGAGGGAAAGGUCCAUGAUAGGCCCUCCAGAGAAUGAGGCUCCUUGGGAAGGGUCUGCGUGGGGCACUCAGGGACCCACUGAGACUCGGGGGCUGCCUGUGGGACACCAGGGGUCGGCCCUCUCUGGAGCAAGGGAAGAGAUGGCAGAGGCAGGCAUGACAGGGCCUCGGCCAAGGUUGGCACUCCCCACAAGCCCCUGGCAGGCAGGAGAGGGGCAACCCAGCUCGCCCACUCAAGACACCAUCCCUGUCCAGUGGACGUCGGAAGGGAGGAAUUGUUUCCGUGGCUGCGAAGGUCCGCUUGGGCCGAGCAGCACUGUGGGUGGCACAGAGGUGGCCCCGGGUCCACUUGCCAGCAUUGGAGAAGAGCCCCUCAGCACUCUGGAUGCCCAGCUGCGGUCAAUGAUGCUGGCCACCAGGGUCACCCACUCCCCCCUCCUCCCCUCGAACCAGAAGUGCUCCCCUGCACCCCCCUGGCCCCAAAGGCCCCUGGUUGGGGCCCUUCCCCAGCAGAGCCUCAGCACCGCCUCUCUUUUCGAGGAGCCCCUGGAGAUGCCGAGGCGCCCCAGGAGAGUCAGGAGGGGCCCCGGACCGGCCUCAACCCAAAGGGCUGCUGGUCUCGGCUGCUCUCCUCCCCCGGCCAGAGAAGCAGAGGAGGUGGGGGAGGGCACAGCCGUCUCGGCUGUUCCCAGCUGCAGGAAGACGCCCUCGAACCCAGGACCUGGUUCUUGGGGCUGCUUCCUUGCCAGCUCCAGGGGAGAUGUGGGCAGAGGGGAAGAGUCGGCGGCAGGAAAGCCCUCUGGUGCAAGGGAAGAGAUGGCAGAGGCAGGCAUGACAGGGCGGCCAAGGUUGGCUCUCCCCACAAGCCCCCGGCAGGCAGGAGAGGGGCAACCCAGCUCGCCCACUCAAGACACCAUCCCUGUCCAGUGGACGUCGGAAGGGAGGAAUUGUUUCCGUGGCUGCGAAGGUCCGCUUGGGCCGAGCAGCACUGUGGGUGGCACAGAGGUGGCCCCGGGUCCACUUGCCAGCAUUGGAGAAGAGCCCCUCAGCACUCUGGAUGCCCAGCUGCGGUCAUUGAUGCUGGCCACCAGGGUCGCCCACUCCCCCCUCCUCCCCUCGAACCGGAAGUGCUCCCCUGCACCCCCCUGGCCCCAAAGGCCCCUGGUUGGGGCCCUUCCCCAGCAGAGCCUCAGCACCGCCUCUCUUUUCGAGGAGCCCCUGGAGAUGCCGAGGCGCCCCAGGAGAGUCAGGAGGGGCCCCGGACCGGCCUCAACCCAAAGGGCUGCUGGUCUCGGCUGCUCUCCUCCCCCGGCCAGAGAAGCAGAGGAGGUGGGGGAGGGCACAGCCGUCUCGGCUGUUCCCAGCUGCAGGAAGACGCCCUCGAACCCAGGACCUGGUUCUUGGGGCUGCUUCCUUGCCAGCUCCAGGGGAGACGUGGGCAGAGGGGAAGAGUCGGCGGCAGGAAAGCCCUCUGCGGGAGACACUGCUCAGGGCUACCCAGAGGUUGGGCAUCUGGAGAGCUUGGGGGCCCGAGGGUCUCUGGGCAAGCGAGCGGAGAAGACCUCCAGGGUCAGUUUCAGCCGGCUGUCUGGGAGGGGCCCGUCUGCCACUUCUCCCCCAGGAAGGUUGAGCCCCAUUCGCCAGGAGGUGCCACUGUCGCCGGGGGGCCGGCCUGCAAACCUGAGCGCCACGGAGCCCGUGGAAUACUUGUACAUGGACGAGGAAAAGGGGCAGAGCCUCAUCGAGCGGCACCUGCCCCCCACGGACGACUCCGGGGCCAGCACCUCCGAAGACACCCUCGUUUACGACUGGCGGGCGUGUGCCAGGGCAGCGGCAGGCAGGCAGGGCAACGGGGAAUGCGCCCCCUUGAACCCAGAAUACCUGACCGACAAAGCUCUGACGCGGAAGCUGCGCGAGUUGGGGGCCAACCCAGGGCCGGUGACGCCCCUCACUCGGAGGCUGUAUGUGCGGCUCUUGGAGAGGCUGAGCAGGGAUCCCGAGACCCCAACCCGGAAGGGCUCUGCAGUCUAUAGCCCAGAACUGGCUUCUGCCCUGGACACCUACCGGAUCCCCACCUCCAAAGCUGAUGAAGGGGCUCUGGCCGCAGAGUUUGACCGGCCGGACAAGAGCCGGAGGUGGCGGGAGGGGCUGCAGAAGUCCAGCUUCAACUACCUGCUGCUGGACCCCAGGGUGACCCAGAACCUGCCCGCCCGCUGCCAGCUUCUCAGCCCGGCUGAGGCCUUCCAGACUUUCAUCCGUGCCAUCUUCUAUGUGGGCAAGGGGACCCGCAGCCGGCCCUACCGCCACCUCUACGAAGCCUUGACCCACUACCGGGAGGGCCAGGGGACGCCAGCAGGCCCACAGGUCUCCUCCAAAGUCCGGCACACCCUGGAGAUUUGGGCUGGGGGACGGGGGGUCGUCUCCAUGCACUGCUUCCAGAACGUGGUUCCGGUGGAGGCUUACACCCGCGAGGCCUGCAUGGUGGAUGCCAUCGGACUGAAGAUGCUGACCAAUCAGAAGAAGGGGAACUAUUACGGCCUGGUGGCCGGCUGGCCCAUGAAACGCCGGCGGAGUCUGGGGGUCUUUCUCCUGCACCGAGCUCUGCAGAUCUUCCUGGCCGAGGGCGAGAGGCAGCUGCGGCCGGCUGAUAUCUGAACUGGCCCUUGACCGGGGCAGGGGGGUGGGUGCUCUUCCCUCCAAGCAGAACCUCUGGGCCUGGAGCUCAUCCGAGGGGUUUGGCCCAAUCCCCCGUUCACACAACCGAGGGUCCAGAUUCUGGAAUCGCUCAUCACGAGCUCCUGCGCUGGACGCUGAGUGGAGAUGGAACGCUGCACCCGGAUUCCGAAGCGAUUUUGAGGGGCGGGUUGCCCACAGGAGCUCUGCUGCUUGCUGGUGCUGGCCUGCCUGGUGGGUGGGGGUCCCGGUUGCAUCCAGUCACAUUGUGGGAGAGGGUCACAGAGCGAAGCAGUGGUGGGGCUGAGGAACUCCGAGAUCCUUCCCAAGCAUGGGGGAAACAGACAUGGGGGACCCCGGGGUGUGUGUGUGUGUCUUCCUGCACCCUCCUCUGGGAACCAAGGGGGCCUCUUCCUCCUUUUGUGCAGGUGGGCCCGAGGGACUUUUUAUGGGUGGCAGUGGGGGCUUUUUAAAAAAUUCUGGGGCUGCAUUAUGUCUUUAAAGAUUUUUCUGCUUACCCCUCAUCUGAGAUUGGGGGCAUUAAACGUGAUGAGCGCUGGAUUCUCUCCUGGGUCCUUUUUGAAGUGGGGGAGGGGGUGUAAUUGAGGAGGGGAGGACCAGGAACCUCGGGGCCUUCCGUCUUUCUUUACAGAUGGUCCUCGACAUAUGACCAAUCACUUAGUGACUGUUAGAGGUUCUGAUGAGCUUUAAUUUAUCCUCCGUCUCAGACUAAAUACUUAUUUAUUAAAUGUAUUUGCUGCUCGUCUUGUUUCUGGGCGAUUCUGGGUGCUGUAUUGCGGAUAAUGGACUCGCUUAAUGACGGUCAUUUUCACUUUGCAGCUGCCACGUUUACUUUACGAUCGCUGCAAAAACUCGUAAAAUUGAGUCUGUCACAUGGGUGCCUUGACAGACGACAGAAACCCCAGGGUCCAUUAUGGUCAUAAUUUGAGGACUAGCAAAGUCUCUUCUUGAAAAACCUCCAGUGUUGGAGCACCCACAGUUUCUGGUGGCAAGCAGUUCCACUGGUUAAUUGUUCUCACAGUCAGGAAGUUUCUCCUUAGUUCCAGGUUGCUUCUCUCCUGGAUGAGUUUCCAUCCGUUGCUCCUUGUUCUACCCUCAGGGGCUUUGGAGAAUAAGUUGAAACCCCCCCCCUCUUCUUUGGGGCAGCUCCUCAAAUAUUAAAAGAGUGCCAAUCAGAAGAUGCUGACCAAUCAGAAGAAGGGGAACCCCCCGCCUCCCCCCCCCCGUCCUUCUUUUCUCUUGCCAAACCCAAAUCCUGCAACUGUUCUUCCUCUGUUUUUGUCUUCUGGCCUUUAAUCGUCCUAGUUGCUCUUCUCUGCACUUUUUGCAAGGAGAGCGACUGUUCAGCUCUUGAGCCAUCUGUUGGGUGUCUUGAAUGUUCUCCCCGAGACAGAGGGACAAGGCCACCCUGCCACCUUUCAUGGCUGACUGCCAUUUGGGUCCUUGGAGCUGCCCCAUUGGAUGGGAAGGGGGCAGCCACCAAGAUGGCCAUGCCAGCAUUCCUUUUUUUGGGGGGGGGGUGUCUCCUGGGGAACGACCAGUUCAGAGCCAACCUGAUGCCAGGCACAGAAGAUCGCCCUGCAAGGGGGAGAGGGCACCACCUGGUGUCCCUCAGCCAGUCAGUCUCAAUGGGUAAACUCAAAAGAGAAGGAAGCCCACCUCUCCAGGACACGAGACCCUUUAUUUAGGACUUGGGCAAAAUGACACAGCGCCGGCUGGGGCUUCUUCCCAGGGAGGGAGGUUCAAUUGACAGCCAUCAAAAAGUCCCUGCUUACGAUUCCAAAUGGAUGGAUGUCCUUUAAGAAGUGGGUUCGAGCCCUUCCCACGUCCAGCUGUCAGUCAGAGCUGGAAUUUGAACACAUUUCUGCAGAAAAGGUGUGUGGGUGUAUAUUGGGGUGGGUGGGUGGAGAGAUGCAUUUCGUAACUUCAGUGAUGUUUCUCAACCUCUGCAGCUUUAAGAGGGAGGGACUACCAGAACUCCCCAUGCUGGCUGGAAUUCUGGGAAUUGAAAUCCACCCCUCUUGCAGGUUCAAUUAUUCCUUGAAACUUGAUUCGACAUUUUCUCCUGCUGGGAGCAAUGAAAGUUUGCUAGCCAAAUACUUCAGAAUUAUUAUUUUUGGCUUCACUUUCCUCAACAGACCAAGUAACUUCUCAGGAAAGGAAACUCAAGGGGGUUGUAUGGGUGAAAAUGCACACAUCUAUCGGUAACAGUGUGGACGUGUGCAUGCAAGCAGAGUAAGAAGCUUUGACUGGGUCCAAUUUGGGGGACUCGGCCACGUGGCUC
This is a messenger RNA of Ahaetulla prasina, 7142 nucleotides long. RefSeq names its product ankyrin repeat and LEM domain containing 1 (gene ANKLE1). Gene Ontology annotation, molecular function: endonuclease activity; protein binding. The transcript has 9 exons. Bases 311 to 4819 code for a protein of 1502 amino acids. The record is from RefSeq and is a predicted model, not a curated record. Lineage: Eukaryota; Metazoa; Chordata; Lepidosauria; Squamata; Colubridae.